UGAAAAUGUCCAAAUUUUAGGAAUUUAGAAUUUUUCCGAUUCUAGAAAGUUUCCAUAAAGCUCUAGAAACAAGGCUUUUUACUGUAAAGAGGCUUGAAGAAAAGAGUAGUAUAUAAAUUCUAUGCAUGUGGAAAUUCGUACUUACACUUCAUUUUCUUGCCACUUCUUUUAACAGUUACUCUACUUUACAUAGCGAACAACACCAACACCGCCUCCCACUACUUUAACGACGGUAACUUUGAUCGGAAUAUGGAUAUUCCGUCACCGGCGGUUGGUUGCGCCGUUUGCGGCAAAGUUACAUCUAAGCAAUGCUCACGUUGCAAGAAGGUUAAAUACUGUUCUGAAGCUUGCCAAAGAUCCCAUUGGAAUUCGGGGCACAAGUCUAUCUGUAGAGAUUUUCGAUCAUCUGUUAAAGGUAGUUCUGAGCAAUCAGUAUCGACUUUGCAAAGGAGGAAGUCUUUUGCCAUUUCGCUUGUUCCUUCUAGUGGAAAAACUAAGAUACUAAACCAGCCAAAGAAGGUACUUUUUCCAUAUGAAGAAUUCUUGGAAUUCUUUUACUGGGACAAUCCAGGCUUCCCUCCUUGUGGACUCAUAAAUAGUGGUAACAGCUGUUUUGCUAAUGUGGUUCUGCAAUGUCUAACACACACUAAACCACUUGUUGCCUACUUAUUGGAGAAAGGCCAUCGAAGAGAAUGUAGAUUGAAUGGUUGGUGCUUCCUUUGCGAAUUUCAACUCCAUGUUGAACGGGCUAGCCAGGGUAGGCAGCCCUUUUUAGCAGUUAGCAGACUAUCACGGUUGCCUAAUAUUGGUGGUAAUCUUACUUGUGGAAAGCAGGAGGAUGCCCAUGAGUUUAUGAGGUUUGCUAUUGACACAAUGCAAUUGGUGUCCCUUGAUGAAUUUGGCGGAGAAAAGGCUGUACCUCCUAGCACUCAGGAAACAACUCUUAUUCAGCAUAUAUUUGGUGGUCAUCUUCAAUCUCAGGUCAUAUGUACAAAAUGCAAUAAUCUCUCGAAUCAGUUAGAGAAUAUGAUGGAUCUGACCGUAGAGAUUCAUGGGGAUGCUGAAUCUUUGGAGGAAUGCUUAGAUCAAUUCACUGCUGAAGAGUGUAUGGAUGGUGAAAAUAUGUAUAAAUGUGAUAGAUGCAAUGAUUAUGUCAAGGCAUGGAAGUGGCUAAUGAUCCGGAAGGCACCAAAUAUCCUAACAAUUGCUUUGAAAAGGUUUCAGAGAGGUCGGUUUGGCAAACUAAAUAAGAUGGUGACUUUCCCUGAAACUUUAGAUCUUUGUCCUUACAUGAUUGAAGCAGGAGAUGGCAAUGAUAUUUUCAAGCUGUAUGCAGUGAUUGUUCAUGUGGAUGUGUGGAACGCAUCAUAUUUUGGUCAUUAUAUCUGCUACAUCAAGGAUUUCAGUGGGAAUUGGUAUAGGUUUGAUGACAGUAAGGUUGUUAAUGUAGAUAUUGAUGAGGUGCUUUCACAGAGAGCAUACCUGCUGUUAUAUAGCAGGAUUAGUGCCAGGCCGACAUCCUUAUAUCCUCUUGAAUCAUUAAAUAAAGAAGACCGUGAUAUAGUCAAAGCGGAAGUCAAGAAGCAUUCCCCACUUCAACCUGUUGAUUGUCAUAACACAAUGGUGUCUCCUGCUAUAUGUGUUGAUUCUGGUUCAUUGCCAACUGAAAAUAAUUCAGAGAUAAAGGUUGUCAGGGCCAAAGAGGGCUUGUCCUCAAUUACUAACUCUGAGGGUGGAAAGGAGGAUCAAGAUAUGGUGGAAUCUGGGGCAAGUCGUUUUGUCUUGCAGGAAGUUCAGGAUGUUGGAGUAUCCAGUGCAGAAAUACAGAAACCUGAAGGGCGAGUCCUUAUUUCUGACAUUGAGGAAAAAACUGAGACAUGUGAAGGAACCAGCAAUGAGCCUCUAUUAGAAAGUUUGAGUGAGGAUUCUGUAGACACAAAUGAUGAAAUGCAGUAUGAUGCUUCUGCGUCUCCCUCUGCCUCAAGCUCAUCUGAAAUUUCAGAAGACAUGGAGGUCGACAAUUCCACUCUUUUGCUGGAGAAGGCUAACAGCGAAAAAGAAUUUUCAUCUCAAGGCAUCCACGAUGUGAUCCAGAAAACAGAUGGAUGUACUCCUCCUGGAAAAAAGUUAAAGCCACUGUUAACCCCUGGUUUUCUUGGGAAAUGCCCACGGGACGAAUGUGCUAGGAAGGAAGUCACAGGGGAAGUCUGUCAGAAUAGCACUCUUUCUGGUCCAACGAAUGCAUGUGCAGAGAUGGGCUUGUCUUGUGAAAGUCGUGAUGCAGCGGGCAACGAGCAUAAGUCUGAGGAAGAAAGUUCACCAUCUAGUAAUGCUGUGAAUGAACAUACUGAAACGACACUUGGCAAGAUUUAAUUCUCUGAUCUGCGUAAUUGAGCAGCCUGUUCAGAUGUUGGACAUUAUUAAACUAGGAUAUCAUGAUGACAGAAAACUAGAUGUCCUGUAAUCACGGGCCUUAUAUCAGGUUCUAAUUGUAGUUUACGAUAGUAUAGGAGAUUAAAGUUGUAUAGAUAGAAUAAUUCUGAUUUACAAUAGUGUUGGAGAUCAAAGUUGUAUAGAGAGAAAUAACAAAGUGUAGCAUUCUUUUCCUUGUCGUAAUAUAGAGGAAAACAUGAGAGGAUUUAUAAGUUCUGAGAAAUUGUGGUCCACAAUUUGGACUCUGCUUGAUACUUGACUCAUUGUUAAUUG
Molecule: messenger RNA, 2706 nt
Organism: Lycium ferocissimum
Lineage: Eukaryota; Viridiplantae; Streptophyta; Magnoliopsida; Solanales; Solanaceae
Product: ubiquitin carboxyl-terminal hydrolase 18
Exons: 11
Coding region: 250-2373 (707 amino acids)
Biological process (GO): protein deubiquitination
Cellular component (GO): cytosol; nucleus
Molecular function (GO): cysteine-type deubiquitinase activity; cysteine-type endopeptidase activity
Source: RefSeq, a predicted model, not a curated record